Messenger RNA from Suillus discolor, 279 nucleotides. RefSeq lists its product as uncharacterized. The annotation marks the transcript as partial. The record is from RefSeq and is a predicted model, not a curated record. Lineage: Eukaryota; Fungi; Basidiomycota; Agaricomycetes; Boletales; Suillaceae. The transcript has a single exon.
UUGCAGUCGGCGCUUCCCCAUGGCGCAACUCUCCUCGGUACCAUUUUGUCCUUGGACAAAACAUGCAUAACUUCAUUGUCAGGUGAUCAUGUUGCACAUCCUCUCCUUAUCAGCCUCGCCAACAUUCACAUGGACACGCGGCUAAAAUCAUCUUCAAAUGCCUUCCUUCUCACUGCCCUUCUACCGGUCGUGAAAUUCAUUCACAAAAAUAAACGAAUGAGAGGUGUGUUGCAAGAUCGGCUCAUUCAUCAUUGCCUGGACAUCGUACUAGAACCUCUG